Molecule: messenger RNA, 1158 nt
Organism: Lottia gigantea (owl limpet)
Lineage: Eukaryota; Metazoa; Mollusca; Gastropoda; Lottiidae
Exons: 10
Coding region: 115-1059 (314 amino acids)
Biological process (GO): ribosome biogenesis; cytoplasmic translation; ribosomal large subunit assembly
Cellular component (GO): cytosolic large ribosomal subunit
Molecular function (GO): structural constituent of ribosome; large ribosomal subunit rRNA binding
Source: RefSeq, a predicted model, not a curated record
CGCUUGAUUUUCGAUUAGAAAAACUUCAAAUAUUGUCGCUUGAUAACGAUGAAAAUCAGCGAUCUGAAACGUUUAUCUUUAAAAGGCUGAGUAGGCUAUCCCUGAUUCACCAAGAUGGUCAAGGAAGAUAAACAAACCUGGAAGUCUAAAUACUUCAUGAGACUUGUACAAUUAUUUGAUGAAUAUCCCAAGUGUUUCAUCGUCAAUGCUGACAAUGUUGGUUCCAAACAGAUGCAGAGCAUCCGUAUUGCUCUUAGAGGCAAGGGAGUUGUGUUGAUGGGCAAGAACACCAUGAUGAGGAAAGCCAUCAGAGGCCAUCUUGAAAACAACUCCACCUUAGAAAAGAUUCUUCCAAAGAUUCGAGGUAAUAUUGGAUUUGUCUUCACCAAGGAUGAUUUGGUUGAAGUAAGAGCAAUCCUGUUGGAGAGCAAAGUAAAAGCUCCAGCCAAAGCAGGAGCCCUUGCUCCAUUGGAUGUCAAAGUUCCAGCUCAGCAAACAGCCCUGGGUCCAGAGAAGACCUCUUUCUUUCAAGCUUUACAAAUUCCCACCAAAAUUACCAAGGGUACCAUUGAAAUCUUGAAUGAAGUGAACUUGAUUAAGGAAGGAGAAAAGGUGGGAGCUUCUGAAGCCACGCUUCUGAACAUGUUGAACAUCUCACCCUUCUCAUAUGGUCUGGUGAUUGAAAAUGUGUACGAUUCAGGAACUAUCUUCAGCCCUAAGAUUCUGGAUAUUACUGAUAAUUAUUUGAAGGGAGUCUUCAUGGAGGGAGUAAGAAAUAUCGCCAGUAUUUCAUUGGUUGUAGGAUAUCCUACUGCUGCUUCAGUACCACACUCUAUUGCUAAUGGAUUUAAAAAUCUACUGGCUCUAGCUUGUGUUACUGAGAUCUCUUUUACUGAGGCUGAAAAGACUAAGGAGUACUUGAAAGAUCCUUCUAAGUUUGCUGUAGCAGCUGCCCCAGCUGCGGCUGCUGCUUCCAGUGCUGCCCCUGCCAAGGUAGAAGCGAAGAAAGAGGAAUCAGAGGAGUCCGAUGAUGAUAUGGGAUUCGGUCUGUUUGAUUAAACAGUUGACCAACUUCGACAAUCCACGAUAUUUACAAGCCAGAGAUCUCGUGCUCUAGAUGGCUGUAGAUUCUAUGAAUAAAAAAUUGUCUUGAGAUUU